GCCUUAGGCUACCAUUUAAAGGUGAUUAAUUUAAAAUGAAAAGCGGAAGGAUGAAAACAACAAACUGAUGAUAAUGGAGGGACCACUUUUGUAAUCCGGUUUAUUUUUUAUGGUUCAAGGUCCAAGUUUUCAUAUUCUCUCAAACAUAUCAAAUCCUAACAUACUUAAGUCUCUCUCUCUCUCUCUAACACCAAGUCUUGGUUGGUGAUCUCUUUCUUUGUUUAUUAAGCGUUAAUUUGUUUCUCUUUCUUGGGUUGUUGUUUUUUUGUUUUGGUAAGGGGAGAAGGUAUAAUUGAUUGAGAAUGACAGCGCCAAACAUGGCGGCGAUCACUGCAUCCUUGGAAAGAUCUCUUCAAAGCUUCUCGCUAAACCACCACCAGAGCAGCAUCAGCAUCAACGGCUACGAAGGAUUGGGGUUUGGGAGGUCAUCCUCCUCCUCUUCAGGGUCUCAUAAUAAUCGUUGCCACAGCUCAACAAACUCCUCCGACGCCACCUUGGAGCUCAAUUCUAAUAUCACACUACCCUACCAUUGGGAGCAAUGCCUGGAUUUGAAGACAGGGGAGGUGUACUACAUAAACUGGAGAACAGGGAUGAAAUCAAAAGAGGAUCCAAGAACGGUUGAUGACGGAUUUAGCGGAUACUUUUACAGCGACGAAGAGGAAGAGGAGAGCUCAUAUGGCAGUGGAGGAUCUUCGGUGGAGUCAUCUCCGGCAGCUUCAUCAUCAAGAAAACAAAAUCAAAACCAAGAAGAAGAAGAAGAAGAAGAAGAAGAAGAAGUCGAAGAUGAGGAGGAAGAUGAAGAUGAAGAUGAAGAUGAAGAUGAAGACGAAGAUGAAGACGAAGAUGAAGAUGAAAAUAGAAAUGAAAACGGAAGUAGGAUAGGAGGGCACGUAUUAGUGGUUGCCGGAUGCAAAGGAUGUUUCAUGUACUUCAUGGUGCCUAAACAGGUGGAGGAUUGCCCCAAAUGUAGUGGUCAACUCCUUCACUUUGACCGAUCCGAUGAUAAUGCUUAGGGCCAUGAAUUGAUUUUCAUUUUUCUUUUUCCUGAUUCUCUCAUUCUUUUUUGUUUUGUGUUGAAUUUUUUCUUCUUUCUCUUUUUUCCAUUUUUUUGGGGGGAUGUGGGGAAAAAAGAAGAAAAUAUGAUGGAUCAAUCAUGUGGGCGUUUUCCUCUGGAGGUUUGAUGUGUGGAUUUUGAAAUGAGAUUAAUUUAUGGUAAUUCUUUUUGUCGAUUUUUUAACAACGAACUGUUUUUUUUUCUCUAGUUGAAAUUGACGAAAACUUAAGAAAUAUUAUUUUUCAUAAACA
This is a messenger RNA of Lactuca saligna, 1305 nucleotides long. NCBI's taxonomy places the organism in Eukaryota, Viridiplantae, Streptophyta, Magnoliopsida, Asterales, Asteraceae. The record is from the annotation of a GenBank genome assembly.